This is a messenger RNA of Cylindrotheca closterium, 1401 nucleotides long. NCBI's taxonomy places the organism in Eukaryota, Bacillariophyta, Bacillariophyceae, Bacillariales, Bacillariaceae. The record is from the annotation of a GenBank genome assembly.
AUGCUGGGAAGAGGGAGACGAAGAGGAAUUGAACAGCAACAUCCCCAUCGAAAUCAGCUGCAAGAAUUAUCAUCUGACGAUCACUGCUAUCCCACUGACGAAAUGCCACACCGAAGGAAGCAAUCAAAAACAACAACAAGACGGUCGUUCGUGUUGAACUGGACCUUGGCUAGCACCUUUGCCUUGGGCCUCCUCCUCCUCCUCGUGCAAGUAGCUACAUGGAAUCAUUCACCCGAUGGUACGACAAUUGGGGGAAUGGCAGAACCUACACAACUGACGACCGCAAACAAGCAAUCGAAUACUCCAUCAUCUUGGAACAACAACAACAACAACAACAAUGCUGUCCAACAACGGCGGCACUUGAGAGAAGUAUCCACCACCACCACCAUUCCAUUUCCCAAAACCUUGGUCGGAAUCUUUACGACACUUGACGAUCCUUCCAAAGAUUGGCACCGUCAAAACCUUGCCCAAUAUUCUCAGCAUAUUUGCGCAUUGGGAGACUAUGAAAGUAGUACCAAACUGUCGUUGAGCGAAAAAGAGGCAUGUCAAGUCAUUUAUACCUUUGUCAUUGGUGGGAACAUGGAUCCGAAUGCUCCUACAGAACUCCUCACCGUUCCAGAUGACGAGAAUAAUACUAAUAAGAAUAAGGCGGCUACUGCCCAGCAUCACUCCUUGUUGGUCAAUACGAAGGGUCAAAAUCUUCCAAAGGAUGUUCACGAGAAUGAUUGCACUUUGCUCAAUAUUCGCGAAAAUGAACAUCAAGGCAAGAGUCAAACCUUUUUGUACUUUGCCUCGCUGCUCCUCAAACAACAACAAGAAGGACAUCAAGAACAAGGACAAGUUAAUACCAUUGACUAUGUCAUGAAGAUUGAUGCUCAAACCAAGGUGAAUUGGAAGGAUUUCUUUUCCUUUGCCGUCGAUCAAUUGCCCCCGGCACCCUACAAUACCAACAUGAUUGGUGGUGCCUUGCGAGACAAGGCCAUGUGGUGGGGUGACUUUGAAGCUGUCGAUGAGGAAUUUCGCAAAGGAUACGACGACUCGUUGUCGUCAUCGAAGCCUUCUCAAGUGAAGCAACGCAAGUUGAACAAGCCACCCACCAAACCUCAUCCGUCGCAAAUGGAUCGCUUGGAGUCCUUUUGGGGGAACGAAUUUGGUGGUGUCCAUCUAUAUGUGGAUGGACAACUUUACUUUUUGUCAUCCGACCUGGUGCAUUUUGUGGCCAACGAAGCCUUGUAUGCCAAAUCUCGCAUUGGCUUUGGUGGAUACUUGGAGGGAUUGGAAGAUCAUGACAUUAGUGCAAUGGUAUGGCAUGCACCCUCUCCGAUUCACGUAGUACCAUUGACCAAGUCGCAACGCUUUUGGGAAUAUCCAGUGGGGCCACCACCAGCAGCACCACUAUAA